Messenger RNA from Helobdella robusta, 1221 nucleotides. RefSeq lists its product as hypothetical. Lineage: Eukaryota; Metazoa; Annelida; Clitellata; Rhynchobdellida; Glossiphoniidae. The transcript has a single exon. The record is from RefSeq and is a predicted model, not a curated record. The annotation marks the transcript as partial.
AUGGGUGUUCCAGGUUUCACCACGUACUUGGAUAGCAACACCCACAUUUUUCUCGAUUUCAGAUUAAAAAGUACUAAAAUAAUUGUCGACGGAAACAAUCUGUUGCAUUUUUUGUACAAUUUAUACCAAAUACCAUACCACUACGGCGGCGAUUACACGAUUUUCGCCGAUACCUGUCGACAGUUUUUUCUAUCUUUAACAAAAUGUUUAGUCCUUCCCUACGUUGUUUUUGACGGAGCCUACGAUCUAGACGGCAAGAAGUUCAACAGUUCCCGUUUGAGAGCCGCCAAAAAAGUGACAGCUUCACUGAAUAACACAAAAGAUGGCUGUGCGUUUGUUGUGCCCUUAUUAACUCAGGAAAUUUUCAAAGAAAUCUUAGACGAAUUGUUGAUAAAGCACGUCACCUGCAAUUAUGAAGCCGAUGAUCAGAUCGCUUCACUGGCCGCUGAGUGGAAAUGUCCAGUCCUAACGAAUGACAGCGAUUUCUUCAUUUUCGAUUUGCCAGGUGGCGUUAUACUGUUGGAUUAUUUGAAUAUGGCCAUCAAAACUGAUGAAGAUGGCGCUUUUUAUAUGGAUGUUCAAAUGUACAGUGCUGAAAAGUUGAAAAAAGUUAUGGGGAUUCACGAUCAUUCAUUGAUUCAUCUGUUUGCCACAGUCAUGGGAAACGAGUACAUACCUGGUUCCACAUUCGAACAAUUUUUCAGAAAGUUAAAUUACUUCAGUCAUGUCCCGGGCAUCAAACUCAAUCAGAUCCCCAACGAUCGACGAAAAAUAUUCGGCCUCUUCAAGUGGUUUGCACUGAAACGAAACAUUAAAGCAGCCAUCAGAGACAUUAUGUUCGAACUCAACUGCAACACAGAUGAAGAAAACAGGAUUAGAGCUUUGAUAAAUAAAUCAAUUGAAAAAUACAGCAUCACAAACUGCUACAUACAUGUUAUCUUCAACGACUAUGAUGAGGUCUUCACAUCUGAAGAUAAUUUUUCUAAAGUAGAUACAGGUAAAUUGAUCAACAAUCAUAAUGAAAGUGCACCUGUCUGCUUUAAAAUGCAUUUCAAUCAGGGAGCUCUCAAUUCUAAACUAGCAAAUAUUUUUGUUUCUCAGAAAGUUCUCUUGCAACCUCAAAUAGAAAACAGGACAGAUCCAUCAUCACAUGUUUGCAGCUCCAAAGUUAGAGAACUUUUAUAUGGACUGCUUUUGAAAAGUGGCCCAGAGGGCGAACAU